Messenger RNA from Phialemonium atrogriseum, 4442 nucleotides. Its product is annotated as KH domain-containing protein. NCBI's taxonomy places the organism in Eukaryota, Fungi, Ascomycota, Sordariomycetes, Cephalothecales, Cephalothecaceae. Bases 183 to 4082 code for a protein of 1299 amino acids. The transcript is spliced from 4 exons. The record is from RefSeq and is a predicted model, not a curated record. Gene Ontology annotation, molecular function: RNA binding.
CCUGUUUAAUGUAAGUCUUGGGAAUGUGCCCCUUUGACGACGAUUGCGCCCCCGCGAGUUUCUCCUGGACUGCAUGUCGAAUUAACAUACAAUCUCUGGUAGAUACCCUUUAGGAACCAAUCCUACACCCAUCUCGCUUAAUCACCUCCGCUACUCUGACAAACAAGUCCUCUCGCACCAAUAUGACCGACAGCGACAAUCUUGGAACCUCAGCUGAGGCGCUGAAGCUCAAGCAUGCCCAAAGCUCCCAUCGCACGACCAUCGAAGAAGUCCCGGACGAGGACGCUGUGAAACAUGAACCGGCAGGAGAAGCGAGUGGAAGCGACGCGAAACCAUCCUGGGCGGAGCCAGCGUCUGUGAAGUCGGUGGGUAAGCAGAAGGCACAGGACUCCGACCGCCGAGCCGCCAAUCUGGACACCCAGUCGCAUGAGCUCUUCCCCGAGCUCGGCGGACCUAAACCGAAAGCAAACGCCAGUGUUGCGCCUGUCUGGAGUGCUAAGAGCAAUGCCAAUGGCAAAACCAAUGGCGUCGGCUCCGCCAAUGGCACUCCCCGAACCUCAACCCCAGCUUCCGGCGUGACCACCCCCACCGGCCCCGGACUCCACGGCCCUCCUUCUAUUUCAAUCCCCGGCCGUAAUGUCGAAACUUUAUACCUCGAACCCCAGCAUGUUCAGGCACGUAAUCAGUUGAAGCGACCGCUCCCAGACAUCAUCAAGGAUCUCAACCGCAAGUCUCGAGCCAACAUCAACAUGGCCACCUUGGGCAAUGGAAAGCUCAAGUUCGAGGCAACUGGCCCCCAAGACGUUGCCCAGCAGGCAUUAAAAGACUUGGUCCAACAGAUUGGCACAAAGCAAUCUGUGAAGGUGGCCAUCCCCCAAUCGGCAAGGGCACAUAUCAUUGGCAAGGGUGGAGUCACGAUUAAGUCUUUGCAAGAGAAGACAGGCGCAAGGAUCCAACUGCCAAAGGUUGAUGAGAAUCAAGCGCAAUUCGACGACGAUGAUGGUACAAUCGACGUCAUUGUCGAGGGAAAUGCGCUGUCCGCGGCAACGGCGAGAGACGCGAUCCUGAAGAUUGCAGGGGAGCGAGCUGCAAACGUCAACACCAAGGUCAAGGGCAUUCCUGCCGAGUUCUACCCAUUCCUUGCCGGCCCCAAGAACAGCUUUGCUCAGAGCCUGGAGGAAAACAAUGGGGUUCAGAUCCGAAUCCCACCUCACCAGGUCUGGUCGUCCCAACCGCCACCGAGCGCACCGGCUCCGGGUCAGCGGCCAACCUUUGUCCCCGCAGCCAACGACAACCACAUCCAGCUUGCGGGUGAUCGCGCCGCCGUGCAGGCAGCUCGGGCUGAGAUUGAACGUCGUGUCGAGGAGCUCCAUCAACAACUCGUGCUGGAGCAGCUGUCCAUCCAGCGCGGCCGUCAUCAGUUCAUCAUUGGAGCUAGGGGCAUUCCUGUCGAUGAGUUCUUUGACGACACCGGCUGUGUCAUCAUUCUGCCAACCACCGAGGAGGACGACGACAUGGUCACUGUCAUCGGGCCUUCGAAUCAAAUCCAGGUCGGUUUGGAGAGGGCUAUGGACCUGGCGACAACUAUGCAGUGCUCCAACAUCGACAUCUCCCGCUUCCACCGCCAGGCUCCCGGAGGUGCCGCUUCCCACGCCCGGAAUGUUACUCGCUACCUCCGACAAAGGAAGGAGAUUGAACGGUUGGAGAGGCUGUAUAACGUGCACUUCAAUACUCCGUUUACAGAAGAGGGUGCGCUUCCUUGGGAACUAUUCUCUCGGGAUGGCAAGAGCGCGAUCAGAGCUCAGUCCGAAAUCAAGGGGAUUGUCGACAGCCAUCCUCCCUCACGGAUGGCCACGGUUGCCGUCGACCCUUUCUUUCACCAAUACCUUCGGACUGAAGUCAACCCACGGGUUCGUGGGGAUUACGGGGUGCACCUUGUUGUUCCCGAGACUUCCGAGGCAGAGGCCCCGGUUCUGCUUGUCUACGAAGGGCCUUCAAGCCCGGACACUCCUUACCAGGUCCCAAGGACUCAGCCCACCUCGGAAGACAUUCGUAACUUCCAGCAGGGGCUGCGUGACGCCCAGAAGCACAUCAUCGACCUCAUUAACCAGCAGGAAGAUUUAUCGUCGGUGUCCAUCGAUGUGCCUCAGAAGUUCCAUGACAAGCUUCGAAGGUUCAUCAAGAAGGAACAGGAGAACCGCGCGGCAAGCCAAAUUCCCGUACGAGUCUCCAACCUAGGCACAACUGUGAAUAUCAGGGGCCCUGUUUCUGCCGUCGAGAGCUUGGCCUCAAAAUGCCGAGCUUUCAUCGAGCAAGAGAAGGCAGAUGAGAAGGAACGCGGGUUCACGCUGGAGUUCGACUUCCCCCAGAAGUUUGCCAACCAUCUUAUCGGCAAGGGUGGCAGCAACAUUCGAGAAUUGCGGGAUAAGUUCGACGUCGAUAUCCAAGUCCACGACGGGAAAGUUGAACUCAAAGGACCCAAGGCCAAGGCCGAAGCCGCAAAAACGCACAUCCUGGCCCUCGGUCGGCAAUUGGCAGACGAGGCCAACCACGUCCUUAAGAUCGAUCCCAAGUUCCACAGGGAGCUCAUUGGCGCGCAGGGCAACCAGAUCAAUAAACUGCAGACAAGAUACAAGGUCCUCAUCUUCUUCCCGCGGUCCGCCAAGAACACGAAGGAGGACGAAUCAGUUGCCGAUGCAGCCAGCGAGGCCGGCAAGCCCCGACGCCAACAAGCGCCGGAUGAGGUCAUAGUCCGGGGUCCCAAGAAGGGCGCUGAUGAGGCUCGAGAUGAGAUCCUCUCCCUCCUGCAGUACCUGAAGGAUAACUCCUUCACCGCCUCUAUUUCGAUGCAACAGAAGCAUCUGCCCUCCCUCAUCGGCCAGGGUGGCUCUGGCAUGGAUCAACUGCGCCAGGCGACGGGUGCCAAGAUUGACAUCCCCAACGGCCGGGACUCGGCUGACGGCGUAGUGGAAAUCCAGAUCAAGGGCACGAAGUCACAGGUUGCUGCCGCGAAAAAGAUCUUGGAGGAGAAGAAAGCCGUGUUCGAUGACACGGUGGUCAAGACAAUUGAGGUCGACAAGAAGUACCACAAAGCCCUCAUUGGCGCUGGCGGAUCUACCCUUCGCGACAUCGUCGUCAAGGCCGGUGGCUCUAGCGAUCGCAGAGAGCUUGCGAGGGCUAUUCAGUUUCCCAAGCAAGACUCUGAUGGCAAUACCAUCAAGAUCGAAGGCCGAACCGAGGUCGUGGAUAAGGUCGUUGCCCAGAUCCAGGACUUGGUCUCUCGGCGCGAGAACGAAGUUACCGAGGUCGUAGAAGUCCCGACUGAAAAGCACAGAUCGCUGAUCGGAAGGGGAGGCGACAUCAAACGCGGGCUCGAGUCGCAGUUCAAGGUCACCAUCGACAUACCACGACAGGCCAGUGGUCAGACUGGUGUCAAGAUUGUCGGACAAGCUACCGACGUUGAAAAGGCCAAGGCCCACAUCUUGUCAACGGUCAAGGAACAGGAGGGCGAGACGAUACAGGUUCCGCGGAAGUUGCAUCACGCCAUUGCCAAUGGCGGCCAGUUCUUCCGGAAGCUGAGGAAUGACCACAGCGUUACAGUUGAUCACGCGGGCCAGCCGCUCCCCCCGAAACCAACGCCACAAUCGACCACGCGCACCACCGGUGGUGCCCUUCCGCUCAUCACCGACGAUGAUGAUGCCAUUGCGGACGCGCACUCGUGGAACGUCGUGGAGCAUACCUCUACCGAAGAGGGAGAGAUCGCAUGGGUUCUCCGCGGCUCGCCAGAGAACAUUGAGAAGGCCAAGAAAGCCAUUGAAGCUGCGCAAGAACAGGCCCAGAGACAGAAUGCUACCGGAUACCUCGUCCUUCCUGACCCGCGAACCUACCGUCACGUCAUCGGCCAAGGCGGCAGCAAGGUCAAUUCCAUUCGCAAGCAGUCUGGCUGCAAGAUCACCGUGCCUCGCGACCAGGCUAAGGAUGAGGCAAUUGAAAUUGUCGGCUCUAAGGAUGGGGUUGAGAAGGCCAAGGAACUCAUUCUUGCUGCGGUGCGCGACGGAGUCGACGGCAAUCGGGAAAGAUGAUGGUGCAUCCUGCGCCUAGCCUAGCCGACUGUUCUUUCCACAGCCUGAUGGAGAUGGGCCAACAAGUUGAAGUGUUCUAGGAAUAGCUAUGCGUGAGGAGGAGUCUCUUGGAACGAGGCAUCGAAGCCGGAUGACCUCGCCCCUCCCAACUGUAUUCAAAUAUUUCGAGGGUGAACGGAAUGCGGGAAAUGCGGGAAAGAGAAAAGCAAAAGGGGGAGUGAGGUGAGAAGAAAAAAAGAAAAGCCUGAAAAAAGUUCGCCGUGUAUCUACAUAUCUUUAACUUAUAACUCCAAUAUGGAAUCACAUUCGCCCUAAGAUCGUACCUCGACAACCGGUGCGGGAAUAUCCUUGACAACGACG